AUGAUAGGACGUCCGUCUAUCGAAGAAUUUGAAAGUAGAGGAUGGUACUUGUCCGAAGAAGGAAUCGAGCUGAUCUCUGCUGAAAAUGAAGGGCUAAAGACGAUAGAGGACUAUAUUAAUUAUGCCAAGGAUAUCGACCUUUGCUCUUUAACCGUUCAGGGCUUCAACAAAACAAACGAAAAAUUAAAAGAAAUUCCUAGCCCGGUUGUUCUUCAAGUAAUAGAAGUUCGUAAUAUCGCAACACCUUCUGUCAAUCAAAGUGACAAACCUAGAUUACUGCAGGUCAUAUUGACUGAUGGAACAAGGCGAAAAUUGAAAGCAGUAGAAAUGAACGGACGAGUGGAAUGCUUAAAACCUCAAACGCCUCCUGGUACAAAACUUUUAGUGACGAAGCCUAUUCCUAUACAAGACAAUAUACUCUUGCUUGGACCAGGCAUGCUAGAGAAUCUAGGAGGACACGUUACUGAGCUUGUGCAAGCAUGGAGAGCUGGAAAGAGUCAUCGUGGAAGACGAUCACAGGAGAAACAUGAAGAGGAUGGUCCACCCAUGUUUGUACCAUUCAAAGUGAAGUCAAAGACUGAAAGAAGUAAUAAGAAGGUCAAAGAAGAACAGCAAACUGACAUCGAUUCAACUGAAAAGAGGGAAAAGAAAGAAAAGAGAGAAAAGAGAGAAAAGAGAGAAAAACAGCCCAAAAGAGGCAAGAAGGAGCCAGAGUCAUCCAACGAAAGGAUAGUUGAGGAUAAAGAAAAGACAGGACGAAAAGAGACAAAGAAAAGACAGGAAAAUAAAGAAAAAACAGUAAAAAGUAGUAGCAAAAGGAGAUCUAAACACGCUGAAGAGAGCCUAGUUGAUCAAAAACAGAAUGACAAGCCAGAAAAGAAUGCUGAAAUUAAGAAAGGGGAUGAAAAACAAGAAGAAGGUGCCGAAGAAGAAGAAAAGCAGAGUGACAAACAAGAAAAGAGUGGCAAGGCAAAGUCUAAAAAGAAGCAAAAGGUAACUGGACAAAUAAAGCCUAUUGAGCAGACAAAAUCUGCAGAGCAGAUAAAACCUGAUGAAGGCGUAAAGUCUGCUGAGCAAUCAAGCAAGAAAGACGAGGAGCAUCAAAAGGAAAAGCUGAUCAACAAGAAGAAGAUAUCAUCACGAAAAAAGCCCUCACAAGAAACAACAGAGUCGACAAAAGAGCCUUCAGAGGAUGUGGAGCAACAAAAGGAUGACAGUCAAGCUGAUGCUCAAAAGCCAGCAGAGAAGCAAGAAAGAAAGAAAAAACCAAGAAAGCAGAAGGCUGAUAAAAAGGAUGUCGAAAUAGAAGGAGAUAAAGAAAAGAAGAAGGAUGAUAAGCAGCCUGAGGAAAAACAUGAUGGUGAUAAAAAAAAUAAUGAUGAAAAAAGUGAAGAAAAGGAACCCAAAUUUGUUACAAAGAAGAAGAUUAAAAAGGAUAGCAAGCUAGAGGAGAAACAAGAUGUGACAGCAGGUUUAGAUGCCCAAGGCAGUCAACGACCAAGCACUAAAAGAAAGCCAAAAGAGCGAAAGCAGACUGAGACAAAGCCGGGCGAAGAAAAGGUGAAUGAAGAUUUAGCAAAUCAAGCCGAGCUAAGACCCAAACCGAAAAGAAAACAAAAGCAGCCUGUGAAUGAAGAUGAAAAGGGAGAAACAUCCAAGCUAAGUCAAGAUGAAAAGGGCAAAAGAAGCAAAAACGUAAAGAAACCGAUAAAGAAGGAAAGGAGGGAUAAAAAGGUCCAAAAAAUAGAAACCGAUAAUAGAACAAUAGAUGCGACUGAACAAGGUCAACUCAAGCUGAUGACCAAUGAUAACAACAGCCGUCAUGGAGACACUAGUAGCAUCCAGCCACUAACAGCAAAUGAGGAAGAGCAUCAAAAGGAGUCCAAAUUAGAAGAAGCCUUCAUAAGCUCUCCAAAGAAUGAUGAACAAUUGAAGGCUUACAAUAACUAUCAGCAGCAGUUACAGCAAACAUACAACUAUCAUCAACCGCCACCCUAUGCAUCACAAGCUUCUACACCUUUACAGAAUGGAUAUUAUUACCAGCCGCCAUCACAGACAUACUCUGUGGAUUACAGCAUGAUGAUGCCUGUCUAUCCUAAUGCAGGUAUGCCACAAGGCGUCUAUGGUUAUCCUACACCCGAUCCUCAACAACAGUAUAUGCAAGUGUACUAUCAGCAACCAUAUUAUGGCAAUAAUUAUCAACCCUACUAUGACCAUCACAGUUAUUAUAAUACAUUUAAUCGAAAAUAA
Molecule: messenger RNA, 2250 nt
Organism: Rhizopus microsporus ATCC 52813
Lineage: Eukaryota; Fungi; Mucoromycota; Mucoromycetes; Mucorales; Rhizopodaceae
Exons: 5
Coding region: 1-2250 (749 amino acids)
Cellular component (GO): nucleus
Source: RefSeq, a predicted model, not a curated record